Hymenoscyphus albidus is the source of this 2214-nucleotide messenger RNA. NCBI's taxonomy places the organism in Eukaryota, Fungi, Ascomycota, Leotiomycetes, Helotiales, Helotiaceae. The record is from the annotation of a GenBank genome assembly.
AUGGAAUACAGACCUCUUGACGAUGCUAAGGAUGAGAUCCGUAUCCUCAGGCUGAAGCCUUCCUACGACCCUUCCGAAAUGCUAGAAUGCGAGCUGGUACAUGUAUCCCUGCAAGACUUCACAAAAGAUUACCAACACCAUGCAAGUCAACAUGGCCAUGCUUCAAAUUUCAAGACAUGGAUCAAAUCGCGCGUCGGGGCGACAGAUAGCGACACGACUGAAAAUGACGGAAGAUUGAUACAGGUGCCAGGCGACCACGAAUAUCGAUUCCAAUGGGGAGAGCUUGCAAGUCUUUCUUACGCAUGGGGUACAUCUCUCGAAACUCGAGCCAUCUUGGUCAAUGGGGCAACCGUCCAGGUCACUAUCAAUCUAGAGGCAGCGUUGCGGGCACUGGGAAGGACAUCCAUAUUUGCAGAUAGGUACAUGCUUUGGGUUGAUGCUUUGUGCAUUAACCGGCAAGACUUUGACGAGCGCUCGAAACAGGUGCAGAAGAUGAGGCAUAUAUAUAGUUUCUCCAGGGCGGUGGUCGCAUGGGUAGGAGAAGAGUACGAUGAGAGUGAGAAGGCGCUGGACUUGGUCGAGAUGUUAGCCGGUGUGUAUGAGGACUCGGAAAAGGGAUGGAUGCUGAGAGCGAGUUAUGGCGAUGAUGCUGCGCGAUUUUCGAUCAGCUCCUGGGUUUCACUGGAGAGGUUUAUGCGCAGAUGGUAUUGGGAGAGGCUAUGGGUGAUUCAGGAACUUGCGUUGGGUGCUUCGAGGGCUUAUAUUGUUUGUGGAGGACGAUCGAUCAGCUGAAAGACGUUUUGCUAUGGUAUUGGAAGUAUUAAUAAGUAUAUGUGGUCAGUCAAAGAUCGCCUUCUUGAGUACGAUAUGAGCUUUCUCGAACGUGGAAAUAUAGACAGCCUGGGUUAUCCAGGAAUCCUCUCCGAAUCCAUUCAAGGAACGAUGAACAUCGGCCAGUCUCCUUCGAUUCACCUCGAGAAGAGCCAGGCACCAACUACUACAACUACCAGCACCACACAGGGAUGGUCAUCAGGCGAUAAUUUAAAACAUGUUUACAAAGAUUUAUGGAGGUUAAGCCAAAGGGAAAUGAACAACGAACCAAUACUCGAACUCUGGGAGCUCUUGCAUGUCGCCAAAUCAUCCUUGUGCAAAGACAACAGAGACAAGAUACACGGACUCCUUGCACUAAUCGACCCUGGGAUCUCGAGGGAUAUAAUUCCGGACUACACCGUGGAUCCAAAGGCUCUUUUCACCUCGGUAGCGAGACUUGUUAUCUCAAAGAGUGACGGCUUAGAUAUUCUCCGUGAAGGAUAUGCGUGGAGCGAAUUGGGGAUACCUUCGUGGGUACCUGACUGGACAUGGUCGGGACGGAUUCGUGAUUCGAGACCAAAGGUGUCAUACUGUGCAACGAGAGCCAUGCGGGCCUCUUUUGCAUUUAUGGAUGACGGGUUUCGUCUUAAGUGCAAGGGGAUAAUUUUCGAUCAAAUCGAUGGUCUUGGGUCCCAUGAAGCAAGCCGAUUCCAGUGGCCAGAGGAAAGUGUUAAAAAUCCCAACCAUAACACAAGUCCGUAUGGAAGUGCUACCGCCACGCGAGAAGCAUUCUGUCGUGCUAUGAUCAUGGAUAGGAAGGCACUUAGCAAGACGUCCUCCUCCGGUGGCUGCGAAGAGAUAUUCUACCUCCCAAGUUGUACAGUGACGGCAAUGCAAAAGUUCAAAGAACUGGAAUGGAAUCGCUUCGCUCUGGAUGGCAGAUAUUACCCCCGCUGGGAGAAUUGGAGGAAAGGAAACAAUCAUCUCUGGAUGGGAGAUCGAUACUUGAGUGACUAUUUCUCUGAUGAAAUUCCAAAGGCUCCGCUUGAAGAUGACUACUGGGAUGCGUAUCAGUCAUGGACCCGCACUGUGACUGCAAGAAGAUUGUUAGUAACGACAAAGGGUUAUUUCGGAUGGGCGCCUGAUUUCCGGGGGGAUAGCGAGGAAGAGCAAACGAUUGUGGGGGAUCUAAUAUGUUUUGUUUUUGGCUGUAGUGUUCCACUCAUCAUACGUCUGGCUGAUGAAGGAACCGGAGGACUAUAUAAGGUAGUUGGAGAAGCCUAUGUAGAAGGACUUAUGAAUGGGGAGGUAUUGGAAUUAAGCGACGUUAAUAGCCGAUAUCACAUUCUGCUGAGUGACGGGGAUGCAAAUUGUGACAGAUUGACAGACAUAGAAGCAUCAUAA